CUAACAACAUCUUCAACAUCAUUUAACAACAAUUUCAAACAGCAAAACAAUGAGAUUAUCGAACUAUCAAACUCGAUAAAUAAUCUCAGUUUGGGUGAAAACUCUGAAAAAUGUGAAAAAAAAGUCGAAGUUUCAACAACGAUCAAAACGUCAAUUGGAAGAAAUUCCAUGACACUCGUUGCACAUAAACCUGACAAACAUGUGACUAACCAAAUAGAAACAGCGAACGUUCCCAAGUCAAUCCAGCCGCGGAUGUGGUCAUUAGAUAACUUUGAAAUCGGAAGUCCUCUCGGUGAAGGAAAAUUCGGUCGAGUUUAUCUUGCCAGAGAAAAAAGUAGCGGUUAUAUUAUUGCAUUGAAAAUAUUGUUCAAACGGGAAUUACAUGCUGCCAAUGUUGAAAAACAGUUGCGUCGUGAAGUGGAGAUUCAGUCACAUCUACGCCAUCCGAAUAUUCUCCGUCUCUUUGGCUAUUUUUAUGAUGACAAGCGCGUAUAUUUGAUAUUGGAAUAUGCUGCUAAAGGGGAACUCUAUAAAAAGCUUCGAAGUUGUAACAGGUUUACUGAAAAGCGUGCAUCCAGAUAUGUCAAUCAAAUGGCCAACGCACUAGCUUAUCUGCAUAAAAAACACGUGAUUCAUCGUGACAUCAAACCCGAGAAUUUGUUGUUAGGAAUGAACGGUGAACUUAAAAUUGCUGAUUUUGGUUGGUCAGUUCACGCACCUAACGCGAGACGCAAAACUCUAUGUGGCACAUUGGAUUAUUUACCCCCAGAAAUGGUCGAGGGACGUGAACACGAUACCAGAGUUGAUUUGUGGUCACUCGGAGUUUUGUGCUACGAAUUUCUAGUUGGCAUACCCCCUUUCGAGGAUUUGACUGGCUAUUCGGCCACUUACAAACGAAUUGCCUUGGUAGACUUGAAAAUACCAGAUCAUAUUUCCCCGGAAGCGCAGGAUCUGAUAGUUUCACUAUUACAAUAUGAUCCAAACAAACGACUUCCUCUUGAUCAAGUGGUUAACCAUCCAUGGAUUCUAAAAUACAAUCGAACCGAGUCCAAUGGAUGGGAAGAAUCUGAAUCAUAG
Messenger RNA from Ambispora gerdemannii, 1077 nucleotides. The record is from the annotation of a GenBank genome assembly. Lineage: Eukaryota; Fungi; Glomeromycota; Glomeromycetes; Archaeosporales; Ambisporaceae.